Fusarium coffeatum is the source of this 2496-nucleotide messenger RNA. RefSeq lists its product as uncharacterized. The transcript is spliced from 6 exons. Gene Ontology annotation, biological process: glucan catabolic process. Lineage: Eukaryota; Fungi; Ascomycota; Sordariomycetes; Hypocreales; Nectriaceae. The record is from RefSeq and is a predicted model, not a curated record. Bases 1 to 2496 code for a protein of 831 amino acids. Gene Ontology annotation, molecular function: beta-glucosidase activity.
AUGACAGUCUUAUCUGUUCUUCUCUUCAUAUCUUUUCUUGCACUAUUCGGCACGGCUGUUGCUCAGAUCCCGAGUGACUUACCGAUCGGCGAUAGGGAAAAGCAGUAUCUCGAAGGCUUGCCCCCGGAUAAGCAGGCUGCGAUUCUUGAGAUCUACAUGAAAGGAAUUGAAGGCCAGAUUCCUGCAUCACCUGAUACUAUUGCGGCCCAGGAGCUCAACUGGAGCUAUGGGCGAAGCCCCCCGGUGUAUCCAACCCCACCGGGUAAGGGACUCGGAAGUUGGUCCAAGGCCUAUCAAGAAGCAUCAGGCCUUGUAGCUCAGAUGACAAUGGAUGAGAAGGUAGCUGUGGUGUCUGGCCAGACCAAUGUCACGAAUAAGUGCGCUGGUAUGAUCCCAGGCGUACAGCGCCUCGGCUUUCCAGGAACCUGUGUCCACGAUGGUCCUAAUGGACUUCACGGCGCUGAGGCCGUUAACGGCUAUGCGUCAGCAAUUACGGUUGGUGCGGCAUGGAACAAAGAGCUAGCUCUUGCGCGCGGUUACCACAUGGGACUGGAAGCCAAGAUCAAGGGAGUGAACAACUUGUUGGCCCCGACUAUAGGUCCACUUGGUCGCACCGUCCUCGGCGGCAGAAACUGGGAAUCCUUUUCAGUCGAUCCUUAUCUCUGUGGUGUCAUGGGCGCCCAGACUGUAUUAGGUUUGCAGAAGAACGUCAUCGCAACAGCCAAACACUUCAUCGCUAACGAGCAGGAAACCAACCGCCAGCCCAGCACGCUCGGCAUGGGCAACGCUUCGAUUUCAGCAUUGGUAGACGAUCGGACGAUGCAUGAACUAUAUCUCUGGCCGUUCCAGGAUGCAGUCAGGGCUGGCGUCGGAUCGGUUAUGUGCUCAUACAACCGAAUCAACGGCUCGCAUGGCUGCCAGAACAGCUAUAUGCAGAACGGCAUAUUAAAGGGCGAGUUGGGCUUUCAAGGUUUUGUCAUCAGUGACUAUGGAGCUCUGCAUAGUGGAAUUGCUAGCGCCAACGCUGGUAUGGACGUGACAACGCCUUUCAACGAGGUAUGGGGGUCAAACCUCAGCAAGGCGAUUGCAAACGGCACAAUGGAAGAAGGCAGGCUUGAUGAUAUGGUAACUCGCAUCCUCGCGACUUGGUUCAAGUACGCCCCAUUCGAGCCCGGUACUGGCAUGCCCCUCGAUGAAUCAGCGCCCCAUCAAGUGAUCAGCGGCAUCUCUCCCAAGUCCAAGAAAACGAUCCUACAAGGCGCUGUCGAAGGUAUCGUCUUGGUAAAGAAUCUCAACAACACUCUUCCCCUCAAGAAGCCAAAGAUCCUGUCUUUGUUCGGCUACGACGCCCAUGCGCCUCUGACAAACACCCCAGAGGGUCUCAACAGUAAGCAAAGUCUCGGAUUCCAGAGCGUCAACGUCACGGAUGAGGAGAUGCAAGGGCUCUUCGUCGGUAUUGGACAGCUUCCUGCCGCUGCCCGCCUCGGAACGCUUCUGAGCGGUGGCGGUAGCCCUUCAAUCGUACCCGCCUACAUCAACUCCCCCCAUGAAGCUUUCCAGCAACGCGCAGCGCAAGACGGCACUUUUUUGGUCUGGGAUUUUGAAUCGCAGGACCCUGUCUAUGAAAUUCCCGCUUCUGACGCCUGUAUCGUCUUUAUCAACGAAUUCGCUGCGGAGGGAUCUGAUAGAUCAACUCUGGCUGAUGCCUGGUCUGACGACCUGGUCAAGAACGUCGCCGCCAAGUGUCCCAAUACCAUCGUAUCAAUCCACAACGCCGGUACUAGGUUGGUUGACCAAUGGAUUGAGAAUCCAAACAUUACCGCCGUCGUCUUCGCUCACCUGCCAGGACAAGACGCAGGGAGGUCGCUGGUUGAAGUCAUGUAUGGUGAUCAAGCCCCCUCAGGCCGCCUGCCGUACACAGUCGCCAAGAACGAGUCCGACUACGGCGAUUUGCUGCUACCCGUGACAGCCAACAAUGCAUCCAACUAUUACACAUCGGCCAACUUCACUGAAGGUGUCUACAUCGACUAUCGCCGGUUUGAUGCCCUCAAUAUCACUCCAAGAUUUGAGUUCGGCUUCGGCCUCACUUACACGACUUUCGAGUACGCUGGCCUCAAACUGAACCUCACCGCGCAAGGUUCUAACGCAUCAACCCUCCCUCCCUCGACGCCUGUUUCCGAGGGUGGGUUUGAGUCACUUUGGGACAUAUUGGUUACCAUCCAGAUAGAUGUCAAGAACACCGGUGACAUGGCUGCUUUCGAGGUUCCUCAACUCUAUAUCGGCAUUCCGGAUGCUCCAGCGAAGCAGUUGCGCGGAUUCGAGAAGGUGCUUCUUAAGCCGCGGGAGACCAAGACAGUCAAAUUCUCUCUCACACGUAGGGAUUUGAGUGUUUGGGAUGUUGUUAGACAGAAUUGGGUCCUUCAAGAUGGGGAGUACAAGGUGUACGUCGGUGCUAGCAGUCGCGAUGUACGUCUGAUGGAGACGUUGGCUCUAUGA